Coniosporium apollinis CBS 100218 is the source of this 2046-nucleotide messenger RNA. RefSeq lists its product as uncharacterized. The coding region runs from base 1 to 2046 and encodes 681 amino acids. Gene Ontology annotation, biological process: superoxide anion generation; defense response. The transcript is spliced from 2 exons. Gene Ontology annotation, molecular function: superoxide-generating NAD(P)H oxidase activity; calcium ion binding. Gene Ontology annotation, cellular component: plasma membrane; NADPH oxidase complex. NCBI's taxonomy places the organism in Eukaryota, Fungi, Ascomycota, Dothideomycetes. The record is from RefSeq and is a predicted model, not a curated record.
AUGACAGAUAUAAAGCAUCUCACUGACAAAGAGGUCGAGGCGUUCCUGGAUGACCUCGAUAAGAACAAGGAUGGAGUCAUCGACUACGCCGAAGUCGAGAACAAGCUGGACGAAGUUCACAGAGAGAUCGCACCGACACCAAAGCCGCAUCACCUGCACUAUGAGGGCAAAGAAGACGAGCAGCGCCAUCAAUUCCUGCGCAGCAUCAUUGGCACAGACAAGAGCCGGAUACCGAGACCCGAAUUCGCAAGGACGGUGAAAACAUGGGAUAUUCCCUCCCUGGAGCAGGAGAAGAAGCAAGAGCAGGACCAGAAAGAAUACAUGCGAUCAAUGCCCCUGCACCGCCGCUUCCGCUCCUACUGGGCAGUUCACGGGCCCGAGUGGAUGUUUCUGGCACUCGUUGUGGCUAUGCAGCUCGCCUUUGGUAUCUGGCAGCUCGUCAAGUAUCUUACCCAUCCGCUCUUCCGCCCAGCAUUCGGUUGGGGCGUUGUGGUAGCAAAGACCUCCGCAGGCGUGCUGUACCCAACCUUCUUCUUCCUCAUCCUCUCCAUGUCCAGGUGGUUCUCGACAUGGCUUAGGAGGUCGCGCCUCAUAUCCCGCUUGGUUAACUUCGACCUCUCGCAGGCUUUCCACGUCAAAAUAUCCAUCGUCGCCUUGGGGUUCGCCACGCUCCAUGCCAUCGGCCAUCUGACGGGAUCAUUUUUGUACGGCAGCAGGCCAGCACAGCAGGACGAUGUCGCGGCUGCUCUGGGACCUGAUGCCGUUCCUCGGCCGUACAGGCGCUACGUUGAAUCGCUUCCAGGAUGGACUGGCCUUGUAGCAUUUGGCCUGUUCUGGACUCUUGCAGGUCUAAGCAUGCCAUAUGUGCGGAAGAAAAGCUAUGAGCUCUUCCAGCUUGGUCAUUUGCUCAUGUUUCCGAUCAUUGGGUUGCUUUGCGCGCACGGAACGGCCGGUUUGUUUCAGUGGCCCAUGUUUGGGUACUUUCUUGCUUUCCCUACUUUGCUCGUGAUCUGUGAGCGCACAACUCGGACCGUGCUCGGCUUCUACAAGAUCCCAGCAAAGCUUGAUGUGCUUGACCAGGCGACGCUUCGUAUCACUGCCACGAUCCCAGAACGCCGUAUCUGGCCAUACAAGGCCGGCCAGUACAUCUUCCUUCAAGUCCCCAAGAUCUCGUACUUCCAAUGGCAUCCCUUCACCAUCUCAACCUGUAUCGGGAACCAGAUGCAGGUCCACAUCAAAAUCGACGGCGACUGGACGAGUAAACUCGCAGAACUGGGCAAAGAAGGCGAAUCCAUUCCCAUCAAGGUCGGCAUCGACGGUCCCUUCGGCGCACCCGCGCAACGCUUCUAUGACUUCGACCAAAGCAUCAUCGUCGGCGCCGGCAUCGGCGUGACGCCCUUCUCCGGGAUCCUCGCCGACCUCCAAGCACGCGACAAGGAGCUGCAUCGAAAACACGGCGGACAUUCCGUCUCAUCCGACGUCGAAGUCUCAGAAAAGCGUCAUUCCUCCGACAGCCCCGCGGCCCCACCCGUCCGCCCCCACGGCGACUACCGCCGCGUGGACUUCCACUGGAUCGUCCCCGAGCGCAACGCCCUCCUGUGGUUCUCCGACCUCCUGAACACCGUCUCCCGCUCCAUUGCCUCGCACAGCCAAGACCCGAACCCGCAUCUCGACAUCCGGAUCCAAACCCACGUGACGCAAAAACGCACGCAGAUCUCCACGCACGUCUACCGCUGGCUGCUCGAGCUGCACCGCACGGAAUCGCACCCGGAGUCGCCGCUCACGGGGCUGAUCAACCCGACGCACUUUGGGCGGCCGGAUCUGGGGCGCAUCAUGGAUGAGCAUUACGAAGACAUGGUCAAGUUGUUGACGGCGAGGAGGGAGGGCACGGAUGCGGAGGACGGGGAGAUGAAGGUUGGGGUGUUCUUUUGUGGGGCGCCGGUUAUUGGGUAUCAGCUUGCGGACAGGUGUAGGCGGCUGACGGCGAGGGCGAGGAAUGAGGGGAGGGAGAUUGAGUAUUUCUUCAUGAUGGAGGUGUUUGGUUGA